AUGGAAACACCUUUCUACCAUGAUGAUGUGUUGAAUGUGCACCCAGCUUACAGCUUCUAUACUUUUGGCAGCAUGAUGAAGAAAGACCUCAACCUGAACCUAAACGACCAGGUAGUGGUCAACCUGAAACCUCUACGGGAUGGGGAUGGCCUUCUGACUUCUCCUGACCUUGGUCUGCUAAAGCUAGCUUCUCCAGAACUGGAGAGACUGAUUAUUCAAUCCAAUGGCCUGGUUACCACUACACCUACUACCAGCCAGUUCCUGUACCCAAAGGUAGCUAGCGAAGAGCAAGAGUUUGCCGAAGGAUUUGUAAAAGCACUAGAGGACCUUCACAAACAGAAUCAACUUGGUGUCCCAACCACAGGAGUGGAUUUAAGUUCAGUGCCUUCAGGUGGAAGUCUUCAGCCUCCCCCACCUUCUGAUGCUCCUAUCUAUGCCAACCUCAGCAGCUAUUCUACUGGGACAAUGGGCACCACUGUUAACUACAGCACUGACACAGUACCCUAUCCUCCUCCUCCGUCUGGGUUGGCGCAACAGCCUGCCCCACCUCCACCUCGAAUGCAGACCCUCAAGGAUGAACCUCAGAUUGUGCCUGAGGUUGCAAGUUUUGGGGAAAGUCCACCAAUGUCCCCUAUAGAUAUGGACACUCAAGAGAGAAUAAAGGCCGAAAGAAAAAGAUUAAGAAACAGAAUAGCUGCUUCUAAAUGCAGGAAGAGGAAACUAGAGAGAAUCUCCAGGCUGGAAGAAAAGGUGAAAAGCCUUAAAAAUCAAAAUACAGAGUUGGCAUCUACUGCUAACCUGUUGAGAGAACAGGUGGCCCAGCUCAAGCAAAAGGUCAUGAGUCAUGUCAAUAGUGGCUGCCAACUCCUUCCUCAACAAGUCCAAGCUUACUAA
Molecule: messenger RNA, 894 nt
Organism: Staurois parvus
Lineage: Eukaryota; Metazoa; Chordata; Amphibia; Anura; Ranidae
Source: the annotation of a GenBank genome assembly